AUAUAUAUGGAUCUAUACAGAUAUACGAUAUGGUAUAACUCGAUGAACAAGUCCGAAUCUCUAACAUGGACUAAUCAAGAAAUAGGAACAACAUGGCCCACCAAACAUGUCAUAACUCAAUCAACGCACAUGAACUUGUAACUAGUGUCCAAGGAUUCUUGUUAACACUUGAUAAAUCAAAUGGGAUUUCUUGGAAAAUAUUACAGCCAGCUUGCAACAACUAAGCAAGAAUUCAACUAACCUUAUUGCAACAUAGUUAGGUAUAAAUAUAUAUAAAUAUAAGCAAAUUAAAUAGCUCCAUAACAUUUAUACUUCAAAAAACAUGGCAAUUUUCCACUGCAGAUUUUUCUUCACAAGUCUCUUCAUUUUCUGCAAGAUAGUCAAUGUAUACUCGAGCGGCCCGGUUUAUACGCCUCCAGAUGUCGAACGAUUGACCGAUCGUUUUAAUCAAGUAUCGGUUAAUAAAAGUUACGACGUUUUCUUUGGAGGGUCUAAUAUUCACGUGCCGAAUAAUGGGACCAAUGCUGAUCUAAGUUUGGACAAAUCCUCAGGAUCGGGAUUGGUGUCGAAGAACAAAUACUACUACGGAUUCUUCAACGCUGCUCUAAAACUGCCGGCCGGUUUUACAUCAGGAGUUGUGGUGGCAUACUAUUUAUCGAAUGCAGAUGCUUUCCCUCACAACCAUGACGAAAUAGAUAUCGAACUUUUGGGUCACGAAAAAAGAAAGGAGUGGGUCCUACAAACGAACAUAUACGGAAACGGAAGUGUAAGCACCGGUCGAGAAGAGAAAUUCUACCUAUGGUUCGAUCCCACGCAAGCUUUCCACAACUACAGCAUCCUCUGGAACAAUCAUCAUAUUGUGUUCUUGGUGGACAACAUACCUGUAAGAGAAGUGGUUCACAGUAACGCAAUCGCCUCGGUUUAUCCAUCAAAGGCAAUGUCGGUUUACGCCACAAUCUGGGAUGGAUCCGAAUGGGCAACUCGUGGAGGAAAAUACCCCGUUAAUUACAAUUUUGCCCCUUUUGUAGUAUCCAUGAGAGGAAUCGAAAUGGAGGGGUGUGUCAUAAAUCAGAAGGAAAUAACGGCCACCUCGUGUUUAAGGGGUAGCCCUUCGAGCUUAGACCCUGUCGAUGGAGAACAAUUCGCAAAGUUAUCGAGCCAAGAGGUAGCAGGAUUGGAUUGGGCUAGAAGGAAGCACAUGUUUUACUCCUAUUGCCAAGAUAAGUCCCGAUACAAAGUUCUGCCUCGAGAAUGCAAUUCCAGUUAGUCGAAUUUUAAAUUCUUGAUUCUUUACUAUUGAAUUUUAGACAACAUAUAUACACAAAGGAAGUGCAUAAUCAAGUCAAGAAAGUCUUUUAUUU
Molecule: messenger RNA, 1361 nt
Organism: Erythranthe guttata (spotted monkey flower)
Lineage: Eukaryota; Viridiplantae; Streptophyta; Magnoliopsida; Lamiales; Phrymaceae
Gene: XTH33
Product: xyloglucan:xyloglucosyl transferase 33
Biological process (GO): cell wall biogenesis; xyloglucan metabolic process
Cellular component (GO): cell wall; apoplast
Molecular function (GO): xyloglucan:xyloglucosyl transferase activity; hydrolase activity, hydrolyzing O-glycosyl compounds
Source: RefSeq, a predicted model, not a curated record